Leptopilina heterotoma is the source of this 1594-nucleotide messenger RNA. RefSeq names its product toll-like receptor 6. Bases 149 to 1498 code for a protein of 449 amino acids. The transcript is spliced from 2 exons. Lineage: Eukaryota; Metazoa; Arthropoda; Insecta; Hymenoptera; Figitidae. Gene Ontology annotation, molecular function: protein binding. The record is from RefSeq and is a predicted model, not a curated record.
UACAUAUAAAAAUUAUCAACUUCUUCUUUCAUUUAUUGCUCAUGAAUUGAGUGAUAGUUUCAAUUCUUUGGUGCAACAAUAAAACAAAUUGUUGUUAGUUUUCGUCUUUAUUAUAUUAGCGCAAAAAAAGAAACAAGAAGAAAAAACGAUGAAGACAAUUCUUUGGUGUUUGAUAAUAAAAAUUUUGAUUAUUAACGGAUCGUCAGUGGAGGAUUUUUUCUUCAAGAAUAAUGAACAAAAUUAUGAAACUUCGAAUGAAGAAUUCCAACUUUGUAAAGAUCAGCAACUAUCUUUAAAUUUUUCCAACGCAGUCGUAACAAAAAUUUCAGCAAAUUUUCUCGCAAGUACAUUAGUUUCUUGUUUGAAAAUGAAUAACAAUAGCAUUACAGAUUUAUCAUCUUCAGCUUUUGAUAAAAUUCCAAAUUUAACUUAUUUAAAUCUUGCCAAUAAUUCGAUUGGAAAAGAAGAACUUUUGCUUAGAGGGAAUUUUAAAAAUUUGAAGAUACUUAUUUUAGACAAUGCUUAUUAUUAUCGUUGGAGUGAAUUUAGAUUAACUUUUGGAGGAAAUUAUCCCUCUCUUGUAAAGCUCUAUCUGAGAAGUAAUAAAAUAAGAUCGGUAGACAUGGUCUACAAAAAUAAUUAUGAAGGGAAUUUUUCAAAAUUAACACAUUUAUAUUUAAAUAAUAAUUCACUUUUAAAUUUUUAUAAUGAUGAGCUGUUCUCAAAGGAAUUUAUAUCUCUAAAGUUUGUUAAUUUGGACAAUAAUGAUAUGAGUUAUGUUUACAUUGAUCUACCAGAAAUCGAAUUUCUCUCCUUUGAUUAUAAUCGAGUUUCGUCAUUGACCUUAAAAAGAACAAAAAAACUAGAAAAACUGUCCGCAGAACAUAAUCAAUUAUACACAUUUACUAAAGAAUCUUUAGAAGAAUGUGAAAAAUUGAAAACUUUGAACUUAAAGAACAAUAGAAUUUCUAAAUUAAGUAAAACAAUUUUAGAAAGAUGCAAUUCAUUGGAGUAUUUGAAUUUAGAUAACAAUGAAAUAAGUGAGAUUCCAGAAAUAUAUUCAACUUCAUAUUUAAAGAGAUUUUUAUUGCGAUGCAAUAAAAUUGAUUCUUUGCGUUCAGACACUUUUUCUCUGAUGCCACAUUUAAUUGUACUUGGUCUAGAUGGAAAUAGUAUUUUUAACAUUGAAACUGAUACAUUUUCAACACUUGUCAAUUUACAAAGUCUCACUCUUGGUAAUAAUGAACUUGCAAAUUUACCUGAAAAUUGGUCGCAAAAUUUGAAAAUGUUGCAGAAUUUAAAUUUAGAAGGAAAUCAAUUCAAAAUGUUAGAAGAUUUGUCUCUAACACAGAAAGAUGUAAUUUUAAACUUGAAUCUCACUAAUAAUCCUCUUAAACAACUGACGACGAAUUCUUUUAUGGUAAUACCCGAAAAUGCUACAGUUUAUUUGAAUUUUAAUGCUAUUCGAGUUGAAAGUUGUUUAAGGAAUAAUUAUUGAUAUUGAUACUUUAGGAUUUGUAAUAAUGUAUUUAACACGUAGAAAUACGAUUUUUCAAGAAAAAAAAGUUUUACUUUUAAAAACUGUUUUUAUCCU